AUGGUGAUCAUUAUGAAGGCCAUCUGUGCCACCUCCACCGCACAGAGCCAGGGUUCCUUCAAACUCUCCGACGUCUUCCUGCAGUUUUUGUCCUGGUGUGGCUAUGCUUUCUCGCCUGCCAGUAUUAUAUUUGGUCCCUGGUUUGGUUAUCGCGACUACCUCGAAACCCUUCGUUUUCCCUAUCAGCCGCAGUCUUCCCCAGUCCCUCCAAGAGCUUAUAGGGUUCUCCGCGGUCACUGGACUUCCCUCUCAGUGAGUCGUCUUCCUCUCUUCUAUUUCAUAUUUUCUCUCGAGUCUCUUCUCCCCAAGUGA
This is a messenger RNA of Dibothriocephalus latus, 312 nucleotides long. NCBI's taxonomy places the organism in Eukaryota, Metazoa, Platyhelminthes, Cestoda, Diphyllobothriidea, Diphyllobothriidae. The record is from the annotation of a GenBank genome assembly.